GGAAUGCACUUCCUUGACAACAAAGCUGCCGGUGACAUGUGAAAGGCUGUGAUCAGGAAGCAGCUCAGUUUAUUUGAGAGCCAGAUGAUCCAGUUUCUGCUGCUGUCUUGAGCUGACAAGGAUCUCUUGUGCUUGUGAGAGCACCUGCAAAGACAUGUCACACAGCAGCUUAACUACCACGAAGCAGCUGAUGGUGGUCAUAUCCACAGUGGAGCAAUGGUUCUCUUUGAAAUCUCUGCCACAGCAUACCUCUGAGGAGAAACACUCCCAGUUAACCUUUAGUUCUCUGGGAUCAAUUCAAGUCUGCGACUUGACAGUGGAUGGCCGCUUGAUCAGCUUGCACUAUGCAGAUUUAAAACAAGACAUGACAGAGGAAGGCAUCAGCCAGGCACUAGAAGGCUGCUUUAAGUCUUGCACAGAUGGAAUCAGUACAUUUCUGCUGCUGAUCCAAGGUGGAUAUUACACAAAGAGGGAAAGAAGAAUGAUAGAGAUACUGCAGGCACACUUUGGAGCUGAAGCUUUAAAAUACCUGGUGGUGCUUUCUUUGGAAGAUGGAAAUAUUGCUGACACACUGGAUGACAGCCUACUGGAUUUGAUAAACAUGUGUGAUGGAAGAUACUGCCGAAUCCCAUCAUCUGCAGCAGGCGACAAACUGCAAGCUCUGCUCGAGAUGGUCGACUACAUGCUGAGUGAGAACGGUGUGACCGGCUACACGGAAAACAUGCUGGCCAAGGCCAGAAAAAGGAACACAGAAGACUCAGCCAUGAGCAUUCUGAGACAGAAGGUGCAGGAGGCCGCCGAGAAGGAGCAGGCCUUCGAGGAGCUGGUUAAACUACACGAGGAGAGGCGAGCUAAAGAAAUGGAGGAGCUGAAGGCAAAACAUGCUGAGGAAAGGAAGAAGGAAGCAGCUGAAAAAAAACAAUAUGAGACAAAAAGAGAGGGCCUGGAGGAAGCUGUGAUAAGCCACAGAGCCAUGCUGCACCUCCAGAUGAGUGCCACUGAUGAUGAUGACACAAACAAGAUAUCACUGAUCCUGCUGGGUCUCUCUGGCAGUGGGAAGUCUUCUGCUCUGAAUCUAAUUCUAGAGAGAGCGGGUAAUCAAUACUCAAUUAAUGAGUCUGGUCAUGAACCCCCUCAGUCCACCUUGUCUUGUGAGAGAAAGGAGGUGUUUGCAGCAGGAAGGAAACUCAUCCUGGUGGAUACUCCUGAGCUGUGGGACGAGGACGGGGUGGAAUAUCUGGAGCUGGUUAAGGACUGCUUGGCUUUGUCCUUACCUGGACCUCAUGUCUACCUGCUGGUGCUCCAAAUGGGACGCUUCACCCAGGGGGAGUGUGAAAUGCUCGGGUACCUGCUGAAGAGCUUUGGACGAGACUUCGCCGAGCACGCAGUCGUCCUCUUCGUUCGCUUUGAUGGCAACCAGCACAGGCCUCAAAAGAUCAACGACUAUGUGGCCGGGGCCCAUGCAGCCCUGCAGGGUCUCAUCCAGAAGUGUGGGAGCCGUUAUUAUGAGCUGAAUGUCACAACGUCCCAGAAUGCUCUGAGCUAUCCUCAGGUGAAAGACCUCCUCUCAGGAAUCAACAAACUGGUCGCUUCACAUGGAGGCCGCCCCCACGCAGUGAAGAGAUUUUCUGUGCAGGAGCUCCAGGAGAGGAAGAAAGUGAUUGAGGAGGGGAAGGACGGAGCUUUGGAAGUGAACUCUUUACUGAGAGAUGCUUGAUUUGUACUGUAUACUCACAGGCAGGGGGUGAACACAAUUAAUGCAACAGACCUGAAUUUAAUAUCAUGAAUUUAUUUUUGUUAGAGAAGAGUUUAUUCAACCAAGUGGGAUCAGACCUGUGGGAAUUAUGACUUAUGUUGCAUAUGUUUUAAAUGUCUUUUAUAUAUUUUUUAUGGUUUGUUUGAAGAAAAUCGCCACACGCUCGACUUCAGAGGGAAUUAGCUUUCUAUAUAUUUAUAACAGACAUUCAACUCUCAGGAAAUUUAUGCCCAACCAACACAGCCAAUCAAGGUUGGUUAGCAAAUCAUACAUGAUUAUUACAUUUUGUGAAUAAAACAAAUUCGUAAUGGUGGUGGUGGUGAAGAGCAGAACACACACAUACUUUGUUUGUCUGUGCUGAGCAGAGAGACGAGGAAAAGAAGCUCAGCUGCAGAGACCUUGUCUGACAAGCUCAUGAGAUUUACUUGUUGAUAUCUUGAUUGCAUAACAAUUACCUCCUGGAACGCUGUCAGCAAACUCAAAGAACUGCUCGAAAACAAGACUAAUGUUAAAGUUGUUUAGAUUUUGGUUAUUGUGUAACUCUUAAAUGGUUUCUGUUUCGGAUGACUUAUUAAAGGUUAUUAAAACUAUAACACAUGAAUAAUGUUUUUAUUUGUUAUGUACAGUUCAUCUUUGUACUCACACUUUAAGAAACCUUCUGUGUUGAUGUUUCAUCUCUCUUUCUUUUUGUACUGCAGCUGAUACUCGUUGCACAAGAUACUAAACAAGACAGUCGUGACAUCUGAGUGUGAUCAGUCGUAUUUUAUUCAUUCAUUUAUAAAGUGAUAUGAUAUAUAUGAAAUAUAUGAUUCUAGGCUAAUCUGACUUUGUACAAGUGGUUAUUUGUUAAACUGGAGAUCAAUCUCUAGAGCCAUGCAUUAGCUGAAAAUGAGAAAGGAACAC
Larimichthys crocea (large yellow croaker) is the source of this 2659-nucleotide messenger RNA. Its product is annotated as GTPase IMAP family member 7. Gene Ontology annotation, molecular function: GTP binding. The record is from RefSeq and is a predicted model, not a curated record. Bases 155 to 1717 code for a protein of 520 amino acids. The transcript is spliced from 3 exons. Lineage: Eukaryota; Metazoa; Chordata; Actinopteri; Sciaenidae.